Schistocerca cancellata (South American locust) is the source of this 8101-nucleotide messenger RNA. It is a transcript of the gene Neurl4, whose product is annotated as neuralized-like protein 4. The transcript is spliced from 34 exons. Bases 46 to 5703 code for a protein of 1885 amino acids. Lineage: Eukaryota; Metazoa; Arthropoda; Insecta; Orthoptera; Acrididae. Gene Ontology annotation, molecular function: ubiquitin protein ligase activity. The record is from RefSeq and is a predicted model, not a curated record.
AUGGCCGCCGCGUAGGAGUUUGUGUGUUGACAGAUCAGAGUAAGCAUGGCUGUAGCGUUCCAUAGCCGGUGCGGCGAUAGAGUGACGCUGAUAAAUAGUAAUAGAACAGCAGUCAGAAACUUUUCAGAGUUUAAUAACGGGUUGGUGCUGAGCAGUCAGCCUCUUGCAGACAAUCAGCUUUUUCAAGUUCGCAUUGAUAAGAAGAUAAACUCCUGGAGCGGAAGUAUCGAAAUUGGUGUAACAUGCUUGAACCCCGAGACAAUGGAAUUCCCAUCUACUGCGUCGGAGCUUCGAGGAGGAUCUUGGAUUCUGUCAGGGACUUCAGUGCUCAAAGACGGCCAGUCUAUCGUGGAGGUGUAUGGCGAAGACUUGGAGAAGCUGUCUGAAGGUGACUGCGUCGGGGUUAUGCGUACCUCAGAGGGUGAGCUGGUGUUCUACGUGAACGAGGAGUCGCAGGGGGUGGCCGCGAGAGACGUUCCGAGCGGCGUCUACGGCUUUGUCGACAUGUACGGGAAGUGUGCACAGGUGACAGUCAUCGAUGACGACGACGAGACCCGUGGAGACUCUGACGACAGAUCCGACUUCGACGUCGAGCUGAGUGCGAGUUGCGGAACGUACGAGCCGGCCGACGGGCAGCAGCAGCCGGCACUGGUGACGGACCUCGUCGUCAACAUGAACGUCGCCAACACUCGGCGCGACGUCAUCGCGUUUGAAGAGGAGUCGCCGCCGGCGUCCGUAGUCGCCGCGGAGGACGUGGAAGUGUCGCCCCCUCCGGACAGGUUGAGGUUCCACGAGCGCUGCGGCAGCCUGGUGCGCAUCUCCUGCGGCGGUCGCAGCGCGGAGAGGAGGCGGCCGCUCGACGAGUUCAACAACGGCGUCGUCAUGACGCACCGCCCCCUGCACGACGACGAGCUCUUCGAGAUCCGCAUCGACCGGCUGGUGGACAAGUGGUCCGGCAGCAUCGAGGUGGGCGUGACGACGCACGACCCGGCCGCCCUGGCGUUCCCCGCCACCAUGACGAACCUGCGUACGGGCACCACCAUGAUGUCCGGCAGCGGGAUCCUCACCAACGGGAAAGGAACGCGUCGCGAGUACGGCGAGUUCAACCUGGACGAGCUGUGGGAGGGCGACCGCAUCGGCAUGGUGCGCAAGGCGAACGGCAACCUGCACUACUUCAUCAACGGGCUGGACCAGGGCGUGGCCGCCAGCAAGGUGCCAUCCCGCGUCUGGGGCGUCGUCGACCUCUACGGGAUGACUGUCAAGGUUUCCAUCGUGGACAGAGACGAGCGAGAGGAGCAGAACCUGAUCACACGGAGGAACACGACGCAGCGGUCGCAGGCCGCGCUGCACAGCCUCAAUGAUCUGCCCGAGGAGGACAACGUGGACCGGCUCAUGUUCCACCCGAACUGCGGCACGCACGCCGCCGUCAUCAACAACCACAGGACGGCGCACAGGCCGCAUGCGAUGGACGACUUCAACAACGGCGUCGUGCUGACGAACCGGCCGCUGCGGCCGGGAGAGCUGUUCGAGGUGCGGCUGGACAAGAUGGUGACCAAGUGGGCCGGCUCCAUCGAGAUCGGCGUGACGAUGCACAGCCCCGCGGAGCUAGAGUUCCCCUCCACGAUGACCAACGUGAGGUCCGGGACGUGGAUGAUGACCGGGAACGGAGUGAUGCACAACGGGUCGACCGUCAUCCACGAGUACGGCCAGAACCUGGACCGGCUGCAGGUGGGCGACCGCGUGGGCGUGAUGCGCACGGAGGAGGGCACGCUGCACUUCUUCGUGAACGGCGUGGACCAGGGGAGUGCGGGGGCGGGCGUGCCGGAGCAGGUGUACGGCGUGAUCGACCUGUACGGGCAGGCGGUGCAGGCGACCAUCGUCGACCCCGCCCUGGAGCACAUGUGCCGCUCCGCCUCGGACACCACCUUCAGCACCACCAACCGCACCGACGCCGCCACGGCCGGCGACGGAGACGGCAGCGCCUCGUACAGUGACCUGCGCUUCCGGCACUCGCACGGCAAGAAGGCGCGGCUCUCCAACGGCGGCACGACGGCGUCGCGGCCCCGCGCGUUCGGGGAGUUCAACGACGCCAUCUUGGUGAGCAACCGCCCGCUGAGGGACGACGAGAUCUUCGAGGUGGUCGUGGAGAAGACUGUGGACUGCUGGCUCGGCUCCAUAGAAGCCGGGGUAACAUCCGUACGGCCAGACGAGCUGGAGCUACCGUGCACGAUGACGGACCUGGAGCACGGGACGUGGAUGCUGUCGGGCAGCAACGUCAUGGUGGACGGCGUCGUGCUGCGCAAGGACUACCCCUGUGACCUGGACGAGGUGGUCGUCGGCAACAGAGUGGGUAUGGCGCGGCACUCGGACGGCACGCUGCACUUCUACCUGGACGGUGUGGACCGCGGGGCGGCGUGCGGCGGCGUGCCCCCGGGCGUGUACGCCGUCAUCGACCUGUACGGCCAGUGCGCGCAGGUGUCCAUCGUGCAGCCCGAGCGGCCGGCGGGGGCCGCUCCCGGCAGACUCACUCUGCCCGACCGCCCCCACCAGCUGACAACGGAGACGACUCCGACGACCGUGGGUGGCGGCAACGCGAGCGAGACGCUGGGCCCGAGCAGCCAGACGGCGGUGCCCGCCGACUCCUGCCACAGGUUUGGUGCCGUCAGCGGGAAGAACGUAGUACUGCGGUCCGGCGGCACAGUCGCCACCCGACUGCGCGGCUACUCGCACGCCCUGGUGUUUUCUUCCGACCCCCUAGAACCCGACGAAACAUUCGAGAUCUGCUUGCGCGAGCUGGCCCCCCACUGGUCGGGCACCGUGCGGCUGGGUGUGACGACGCUGGUGCCCACGAUGUCCGGCUCCGGCUCCGGAUCUGGAUCCGGUGGUCCCGGCUGCCCACCUGUCGCUGCCCUGCCGGCGGUCAGCGCCGACACUUGGUACCUCAUACGCAACGAGGUGCAGAAGAACGGGCGCACGCUGCAGCACUGCUACUGCCCCAGCCUCGAGUGGCUGACGGUCGGCGACCGCGUGGGAGUCCGGCGCGCUGCCGACGGGGCCCUCAGCUUCUCGCUCAACGGCGAGGACGUGGGCGUCGCCGUGCCGUACGUGCCGAAGAAAGUCUACGCGGUGGUGGACCUGUACGGCAAGGCGGUGUCGGUGGCGGUGACGAGCGUGGGCGGGCGCGCGGGGGCGGUCCCCGCCUCGCCCGGCCCGGUCGGCGUGCCACCCCUCGCCGCCGGCAGCGGCAGCGGCGGGCCGGACGACAGCCUGCGCUCCAGCCGGCUGCACGACUCGCUCGAGAUCCUCCUGGACACCGCCGAGCCGGCACAGCCCGCAGCCGACAGGGCUCCACUUGAACCGACGGGGUCGGAAGGCGACACCUGCGAAGACGUCCCGGUCGUCAGGGAAGCCGCGGCGGACGACGGCGCCGCGGAGCUGGCAGUGGGCGCCGCGCCGGCAGAGGACCGCUUGGAGAGGACGAAGGGCUCCGCCGGCGCGUCGUCGUCCGACAAGGGCCAGCUGUCCUCCAGACAGGGCCAGUCGGACGCCGAGGCGGAGAGCCUGAUGUCUUUCUGGAGCGAGCGCUUCGGUCGCAACAUCGAGCUGGGGCCCGGCGGGCGGACGGCGCGCCGCACGGCGUCCUACAACCAGGGGCUCGUCGUGUCGGACCGCCAGCUGCCGCGGGACCACGUCUUCCAGGUCCGCAUAGAGGCAACCGAUCCGCGCUGGGUGUCGUCGCUGCUGGUCGGGGUGACGGCGGCACUGCAGCCUCCGCCUCCGCCUUCGCCCACGCCCCCGCCGCCUCGGCCCGCCGCACCACAGCGCUCGACGCACUUGCCCGUCACCGCCCUCGGCCUCGGCAGGGACACGUGGGUCAUCUGUGGCGACUUCGUGCUCAGGAACGGCAUCCCGAUCCGAGGGCAGUACGGCCCCAACUUGGACUCGCUGGGAGUGGGGGACGUGGUGGGCGUGUCGGUGGACGCGGCCGGCCGGCUGCACUUGUGGGUGAACGGGGCGGACCAGGGGGUCGCCGCUCAGGACCUGCCCGCGCACCUGCACGCCCUCGUCGACGUGUACGGCCAGUGCCAGCAGGUCCGCAUCGUCGGCGGCCCGGGCGAGAGCGCAACGCCCGACGAGGCUCCCGCCCUGCCGCUCGGCACGGAGGAGGACGACGGCGCGGAGGCGGUAGCCGCGGCCGAGCAGGCGGGGGUCGGACCGCCCGCGGCGGCCGCCGCAGCCUACGUCGCGGAGGUGGACGACGCGGAGGACCGGGACGGCCUCAGCGAGAAGGCGGACCUGGAGUGCGACGAGAAGGAGAAGGUGGAGGCGCAGGCCGAGGCGAAGCGCGGGGCCGGCGCACAACAGGACGAGGAACUCUUCGCGAGUGGCAGAGACCCGCCGGCGUCGCUGUCGAACACGCGGGCCCCGGCGUCUCCGCCGCGCUCGCUGCCCGCCACCCUGUCGGACAACGACGUGGCCAACGGGCAGCUGAAACAGCAACAGCAGCAGCAGCUGCUGCACGGCUCGGCACCGGUCAUCACGCCGACAGCCGUGGCGAAGAAGUCGGUGCCGCCGUCGCCCGUCAGUGACAACUCUGUCAGCCAACAGCAACAGCAGCAGCACGGCAAAAUCGUCACACAGGUGUCCGGAGGGACCGCCUCGCGGCGCGCCACGCCGGCCUCGACUCCAGGCGGCGGCGGGCUGGACAGCUGGGCGGCGGGCACGCCCCCCGCCGGCACCCCGGCCGCGUCCGCGGCCGCCCCCGCGUCCGCCAGCUGCCCGUCCUCCGGAGGAGGCCGACUCUGCGCGCCCGCGUCCGCAGGCGCCCCGCCGGCCGCCCCGGCCAGGAAGUGCGACUACCACACGGUGUGCGCGCGCUUCCGCAACUUCCUCGGCUUACCAGACGGCUUCUUCCUGCCGGGCGACGCGGGCUCCUGCUUCUGCGAGCAGUGCGUGCGCCGGCUGCGGCCGCCCUCCCCGCCGCCCGGCCUGACCGUCCGCCGCAAGUCCUGCGUGGCGGCGGCGCCCGCGGCAGCGUCGGCCGCGGGGACGCCGACCGGGGCAUCCGACCCGGCCGUUCCCGCCGCACCGACAGUGGUGGGGACCGGCACUGUGGAUGCCGGCUCCGGGACGGCGGUCGCGGACGUGGCCGCCUUGCAGUCUGCUGAGAUACUGCUGCAGAUAGCUGGCUGGUGCAGGUUCCCCCUGAAGAGGCGGCCGAAGCCGUCUCCCCAGGAGGGCGGCGACAGCGCGGGCGCGCUGCCGCAGCCGUGCGCGGGUUGGCACGUCGCCUUCUGGGGCGCACGCCUCGGCGACGUGCGGCAGGUGCUGGACCGCGGCGAGCUGUUGCUGCCAGGUGAGCUGGGCCUGCAGCGGAUGCGGGACAAGUCGGACUCCGAGGGCUCGCAGCUGGUCUUCUCUCCGGACAUCCGGCACGCCGUCAGCAAGACGUUGCCCUGCCGCAAGAAGUCAGAAUUCCUGGACCCCAAGACGCGGCAGCGGUACCGUGCGUGGGCGGCGUUCCAGGUGCUGGUGCAGCCGGGUACGUACAAGGUGUCGGCUGCGCGGGCGCCGGCCCAGGCGGAGGCGGAGGAGUGGGUGACCAAGGAGCGCGGCACGACCGUGCUGUCGGCGCUGCUGCUGCGACUGCGCCCGGCCGACGAUGACGCGGCGCCCGCCACGUCCGCCGAAUGCCGCGGCUGAGCCGGACCGUUCUCCGCUCCGCUCCGCUGGUUUAAGCUUUCUCGUUUCUCUCUUACCGCACCAGUAUUUGCAGACGCCGCCCCUCCCGACAGGGCACGCCGACCGUGCCGUCGCGCGAGGUUAGACGUGUGGCGCGGUCGGCGUUUAGCUUCCGGCCUAACUGCAGUUGCCGCGCUCGCCUGUACGAGCACGCCGAGCGCUCCGUCUGGAGGUGUAUCUGGUGACUGGGAAGACCGGACUGCUGAAAUACGUACCCCUAUGCCUGGAUACGGACUUGAAAUAAUGAAGAGUGAGGUAUGACGAUGACGAUCCACCCCCGCCCGAUUCAUUCCCACUGAACUGUGCACGUGGAAAUGUUUCCUCGUCAUUCGAUAUACGUCCAUAAGGGUCUCUUAUAAUUUUGUUUUCGUGUGCCUCUUUACAGAUUUACGAUAAGAGACAUUAUUUAAAACAUAACACAGUUUACUGAAAUGCAGACUUUCACGGCCGGAAAUAUCGUGUCCAUUAUAAUUACCCGGGCUGUUAAGCUGUGGUCGGGUGACGAAUUCUGUGUCAGUUCCCAAUGUUUCGUCUCCGACUGCGGGAGACACCUUCGAGGGGGUUCGUAGCUCGCUACUGACUGAGCCGGUGGGUGUGUCAGACCUUUCGUCGAGCUACGGACUCCCUCGAAGACGUCUCCCGCAGUCGGAGACGAAACGUUGGGAAUUGACACAGAAUUCGUCAACCAACCACGGCAUAACAGCCCGGAUAAUUACAAUGGGCAUGAUAACACAGUUAAUGAACAGCUAGCAGGCUUGAGGGGUGUAUAUGAAUGGGAAGACUGACUACACUUUUCUAAAAGGUGAGAAAUGUAUGACUUAGUGUGUUAAAACACAAGUGGAAGAUAUAUGCCCUCUAUGAGUUUAGAGAGAGAUAUAAUCACACCAGCCUAAAGAAAAAAAAGGUGCGCAUGAGUGUGGCCUGCAGCCGCCCCCCCCCCUCCCCUUACACACACACACACACACACACACACACACACACACACACACACACACACACACACACACACUUAUAUAUAUGUACACACUUUAAAUUUUUACACGUAAUGCAAUAAGACACACAGAGAGAGAGAGAGAGAGAGAGAGAGAGAGAGAGAGAGAGAGAGAGAGAGAGAGAGAAUGCAUAGCAAUAUCUGCCUGAAGGACUUGUUAAAUUACAUUUUACUUUGUCACCCAGAAGUUCUCAUUAAAAACAAAGAAUCUUGUAUAAGAGAUGACGGUAAUUAGCCAGUUUGAGGUGUCCCUAAUGUAUUGGAAGACAGGGUGUAUUAUUCAGUAGUUGACAGUAUUACGAAACGGACAGAUUGCUAAAUCAAAUAGAUUCUCAUUUUGAUGCAUUCAUUCAUUACGUAGACACGUGUAAUUGUGUUCUCCCGAGAGCUGAGACUAGUCUCUCAGUAACAGGCAACCGCUUUCAGUUCCUACACUUAAUACUCAUGUAAAAUUAUAGACGGCAUUUUGUAACCGGAGCAAAGCGGCGAUCGGUGUAAGGGUCUAAAACUCGAGUAGAGAGAAUCUCGAUCACGUUUUCAGAUUUUUAUUCGCCAGCAACUAGUUUCGGCCAUUUCCUCGGACCGCCUCCGGGCUUUUCUCUGCCGUAACGGGUGCCGGUGGCGGCAGACGGAGAGAGAUCCGUAAAAGUGAGGAUCUCGCUGUAGUCAGGCCGGUCAGAAAAAUUAGGCACCGGACGUCGAUAAGUAGUCAUUCGUAGAGGGCAACUCGCUGCCGAGGCACGGGUGCCGACGACUAAAGUUCCGGCCGCAAGCCUACGGUGUGUGCCCCGCCUGUUCUCCCGCACUGUUCUACGAUUCUGUUCCGUCCGAAAUAUUCUGUUAAAAUGAAGGGAUUUUAAUACGCGAACCAUUUUGUACCAUACAAUUAUCGUAUUUCACUUUAAAUUCGAGUAACACGUGCCCGCCGACAGAAAUUACGUUUGUUACGUAACGGCUCACCCUCGUACAAAGUACAGUUCCGAACUUCGAAAUAGUCACUUCGCUCACACACGUACGUAUUCCACUCCCUUUUCACUUUUACGUACGAUCGCGAGAAGCGUACGCGUUAGGGUUCCACCCUGUAAGUGCGCUCUGGCUCGACCGACUCGCCCGUCGGCACCGACGGUCCCCGGGUGCCGGUGUCUCCCUCCCCCGCACUCACUUUUGGUGCCACGUGCACCGAAAUUGGCCGCCGUACGACUGCGAAAUGUAAACUGGCGAAGUGCUCCUUUUUUAUUGCAAUUUACCUGCCUUCGUGGCCGACGUCUCCGAUGCGCAGUCGUACGGCGGUUCUCGACUCGGGGUCAGCCGGUCCGUAUUUCGGUGCCGGAAAAAGUUUUCGGCAGCACUAUUUUACCGGCGGAGGGA